AUGUGGGAAAGAAUUGAGAUAGAAUUGGAAGAAGUUGAUAUUGAAAGCCUUGGAUUUGACCAUCCUCUAUGUUCUGGAGUUCUAGAUGUUAAAUCAGAACCUUUCACAAAGAUACCUGGAUCAUUUUGCGAUAUUUUUAAGGAACCUUUUGAGAAAUACAAGCUAGAUUAUAAUAAUAUGAUAAUGGAUACUUAUAGAGAAAUUAUCUAUAAUGAGGAAUUAAAGAUAAAUUUGGAUAAAGAUUUGAAUAAU
Molecule: messenger RNA, 252 nt
Organism: Funneliformis geosporum
Lineage: Eukaryota; Fungi; Glomeromycota; Glomeromycetes; Glomerales; Glomeraceae
Source: the annotation of a GenBank genome assembly